GGGGGGGGUUAAUCCGAGGCUCUGUUUCUCUUGCAGGGCGGGGGCAGACCUGGAUGCUCCCUUUCGCGGGUGGAAAAGAUGUCGGCUUCUUUGGACCUGAAGUCGAAGGAGGAGAAGGAUGCGGAGCUGGACAAGCGCAUCGAGGCGCUGCGGCGCAAGAACCAGGCGCUGAUCAAGCGCUAUCAGGAGAUUGAAGAAGACCGGAAGAAAGCAGAGCAGGAAGGCAUUGCUGUGACCGGAGGGCGACGACCUCGGGCUGCCGAAGGGGAUGCCAUUGUGCCAGAGAGGAGGCGAGGGGAGCUGGACUCCCCAACUCUGACGGUCCAGGUCUUGCUAUCACAGGAGGAAAAGCGUGUGGUCAGCAACGAGAGGAAGCACCCUGCCUCCGCCAAGCCUCCCCGCAGCAGCCCCCAUGGCCAGGGUUCCCUCCGUGGGGUGCUCUAUUCGGGCAACCGCUCCCCGCGAGGGGAAUAUCCCCCCGAACAACCGGAAUGGGAAGAGGGGGGCACAGCUGGACCGGGGGCCGGCAAACGAGGUCGAGGAGGAGGCGGGGGACGCGGACGGAGGCCCCGGGGGGGACAUGGAGGCCCCGCAGGAGACGCCGGGCCCGACAGAAGAUCCAAGGAGUGGGAGGAGCGCCGGAGGCAGAACAUUGAGAAGAUGAAUGAAGAGAUGGAGAAGAUCGCAGAGUAUGAGCGUAGCCAGCGCGUUGGGAGAUUGGGGCCCGCAGGUCGCGGCGGUUCCCGACGCAGAGGAGGGCCACCACCUGCAGCAUCUAUGGAUAUGACGCUCUCCAUGACGGGCCGUGAGCGUGCAGAAUAUAUCCGCUGGAAGCAAGAGCGAGAACAGAUUGACCAGGAGCGCUUGGCACGGCAUCGCCAACCUACGGGCGAGUGGCGCCGAGAAUGGGAUGCAGAGAAGAUAGAUGCAGUGUUUAAAGAAGGCAGCAAGCCUGGAAGCUCUGGAGGCUCUGGAGGUUCUGGAGGCUCUGGAGGUGGUAAGCAUGGUGAGUCCAAGAGACCCCCAAAACUGCCUACAUUUGGGGAGUUCCUGUCUGAGCAGCAACCAGAUCGGCGCAGGAGAGGCAGAGGAAGGGGCCGUGGGCGCCCACGGGGCAGUGGUCCCUCCAAACCCUACAGCAUGCAUGACAAUCGCUGGGAGAAGGAAGAGCCAGACCAAGCCACGCCACCAGAGCAGGUGGAGGAAAAGUCAGCCGUUGACACUGUGCAGAAGGUGGAGAAACCUUCCUCUCCCCAGGUAGUUCUGGAAGAGGAAAUGGUGGAAGGGGAAGAGGAAGAUCAGUGGGAAGAUGUCAGUGGUGGGGAGGAAGAGGAGGAGGAAGAGGAUGGUGAAGCCGGGAGCAACAACAGCCAAGGCUUGGAUGCUGAAGAGGUGGAGAAAGAGUAUCAGGAGCCAUCAUCACUGCCUCCUUCCACCAGCUCUUCCCAACCUCCUGGGAAGAAUGGGCAACUGUCCCUAGCCAUGCCUCCGCCUCUGGAAGAGGAGGAGACUCCAAACACAGAAGGAAAGCCCUUGACUCCAUUUUCACCGGCAGAGGGGUAUCACCCUGUGUCUGACUGGGGCGAAGAGAUGGAGCUGAGCUCACCCCGAGCGAACCUCACCAAGAGUCCUCUGGCUCCAUCCGGAGAGGAUCCUUCCGCCAGUGCUGGGCCAGCUUCCACUGACUCUCCAUCUGGAUCAGGAUCCCAACAGUCCACUGCAGGGGUGUUGGAAAAAGAGGCACCUCCUGCACCCGGAGCCCCAGCAGCGGAGAUGAGCAAGGAGCCAGAAGUAGACAAUCUGAACAAACACUCCAUGCAGAAGGAACCAGACAAUCAAGAUGACAAUGGAGCUGCGACAGGGACCUUGGCUACUGUGCCCGUUGAGGGAGAGAUUGCUGACAUCCAGAAGGAGCAGCAGGAGGCCUGAAGCGCUGGAGGGCAUCUCCUCUCCGCUUCCCUUGCCCAGGGUGGUCAAGAAGAAGACUGGCUUCUGGACACAUCGGUGACCCUGCCCUGCUGCGUCCUGCCUGCUUGUGUUGCUCUUGGGCUCCCAUAUUUAGAGGAAGGCAACCCUCUCCCAGCACGCCGUAGCCUGCAGAGCCAUCUUUUAGUGCAGUGAACACUAAAUUCAUGUGCGGAUGGGGACUGUGGGCCCUGCAUGUGAUGCUUUUCUGACUGUUCAUGUUGGGGGGGGGGGUGCACUUGUGCAUGUGAGAAGGGAAAUAUUUUUGUUCAUUUAUCCACCCUUCUUCAGUAUUUCUUAGAAAAAAGGGGGUCCUGUGAAAAUAACCACAAAGCCCCCCUUUAACACUUUGAGGAGAAAGAAAAGCCUAGCGUUGUAUCUGCCUUCAUUCCUCUGUCCCACAUGCUGCUGCUUUCCCCCCCUUUCCCUGAGGUUGGGUAGGAUUUGGCUGCUUCAUAUCAUGUACAAAGGAAAAAGGGAUUGUAAAAAUAAAGUCAUUUUCAUGGCCA
Molecule: messenger RNA, 2474 nt
Organism: Anolis sagrei ordinatus
Lineage: Eukaryota; Metazoa; Chordata; Lepidosauria; Squamata; Anolidae
Source: RefSeq, a predicted model, not a curated record